CUGGUUUAGGAUGUUUUUGGGGUUGGCGAAGUUGGUUCAUGUGCUAGCCCAUGCACCAACAAGGGGUUGGGUCUGGCCCAAUUGUGACAGCCCUUGGUUGGUUCCAACCCAAUUUGUUCCACCUGUUCCCCUCUGUUUGUGGAAUUUAUGUUUCUCUCGUUUCUGUUUAUAUAUUCAUGUACCAUAUUAUGCUUCUAAUAGAGUAUUGACUUUCUAUAAUUUUCUAAAUUUUAUUGUAGACAAUCAAUUCUAAUUUAGGAGAUGAAGGAAAGCGAUAUCCCCAAUGAGUAACAUAGAUUUUGCAGACAAAAGAAUUAUGGAGAAAGUUCUUGUGACUCUUCCUAAGAGAUUUGAAUCCAAAAUUUCCUUCCUUGAAGAGUCCAAGGACCUUAGCAGCAUCUCAUUAGUUGAGCUAAUGAGUGCUCUUCAAGCACAAGAGCAAAGAAGGACUCUAAGACAAGAUAAAGUCACUGAAGGUGCAUUUUCUGUGCAUAAGCAACAAUCUAAAAAAGGAAAGAAGCAGAUCUACCAGAAGAAUAAGGGCAAAAAUGGAAGUGGCAUCGAUAGUGAAGGUUCAAAACAGAAGAAUUUUCCACCCUGCAGACACUACAAAAAGACCACACACUUGGAAAAAUAUUGCUGGUGGAGAGCUGAUGUUGUGUGUGGCAACUGCAAAUAGAUGGGGCACAUUAGCAAGGUCUGCAAAACAAAGAACAAAGACUCCAAACCUCAACAAGCACAACUAGCGGAUGCUCAGGAAGAGCAGCUCUUCGCAGUUUCUUGCUUCUCAACU
Molecule: messenger RNA, 793 nt
Organism: Diospyros lotus (date-plum)
Lineage: Eukaryota; Viridiplantae; Streptophyta; Magnoliopsida; Ericales; Ebenaceae
Exons: 2
Coding region: 284-679 (131 amino acids)
Source: RefSeq, a predicted model, not a curated record